Dictyostelium purpureum is the source of this 1038-nucleotide messenger RNA. RefSeq lists its product as uncharacterized. Gene Ontology annotation, molecular function: oxidoreductase activity. Bases 1 to 1038 code for a protein of 345 amino acids. The transcript is spliced from 2 exons. NCBI's taxonomy places the organism in Eukaryota, Evosea, Eumycetozoa, Dictyosteliales, Dictyosteliaceae. The record is from RefSeq and is a predicted model, not a curated record.
AUGAAGGGUGUCUUUUUGGAUAGGUAUGGGGAAUCAUUGGACAAUUUAUCAUAUAAAACAGAUAUACCAGUUUAUAAUCCACAAAAAUCUCAAGUUUUAAUCAAAGUUAAAUCCACAUCUAUCAAUCCAUUAGAUAAUGUUAUGAGAAAAGGGUAUGCACAGAGUAUUGUGGAUUUAAAACUAAAAUUACCAUAUAUAUUGGGUAGAGAGUGCAGUGGAGAAAUUGUUAGAAUGGGUGACGAUGUUUGGGAUUUUGAAGUUGGGGAUCAAGUUUGGUCAGCAACAGCACCAUUUUCAAAUGGGUCACAUUGUGAAUAUGUUUUAGUUAAUGAAAGCGAGAUAUCCAAGAAACCAAAGAAUUUAUCAUAUCAAGAGGCAGCAUCAAUACCUUUUACAUCACUAACAGCGUGGAAUGCAAUUUUUAAUGUAUCAGCCACAGUAACACCUGAAAAAAGAGUUUUAGUCAAUGGUGGAAAUGGAGGUGUUGGUUUUUUUAUUAUUAAUUUAUUAAAAAAACAUUUAGGUGUCCAUCAUGUUACAGCCACUUGCAGACCACAGCAUUUUGAAAAGUUAAAACUAAUAGCAGGAGCAGAUCAAACUAUUGAUUAUAACGAAGCAUCACUUUUAGGUAAAACCGAUACCCAAUUGUACGAUAUUGUGUUUAAUUGUGUUGAUGGUGGCGAAGCAAUGGAGUUUAAAUGUGUGGAGGUUUUAAAAAAUGGUGGUAAUCUUAUUGGAUUUAAUGGGCCAAUGGUCAGAUACAGCGAUAAAGAUGGUAUACUACAAGGACUUACAAUGGGUGUUAUGGAAUCAAAUAAAGUAUCGGAAAAAAUAAAGCAAAAGUUCAACAAAUCAAUCAAAGUGGACUACACUCUCUUCACACCAUCUGGUGAAACAUUAAAAGAAAUUUCAAAGCUUUACGAAAAUAAAAUAUUAUUACCAAAUAUUGAUAAACAAUUUCAUUUAUCUGAUAUUAAAUCUGCAUAUCAAUGUUUCGAAUCCUCAAGUUCAAAUGGAAAAGUUAUAAUUAAUAUUUAA